Messenger RNA from Bactrocera tryoni, 1347 nucleotides. RefSeq names its product transcription initiation factor TFIID subunit 8 (gene Taf8). Lineage: Eukaryota; Metazoa; Arthropoda; Insecta; Diptera; Tephritidae. The transcript has 5 exons. Gene Ontology annotation, molecular function: protein heterodimerization activity. The coding region runs from base 104 to 1069 and encodes 321 amino acids. Gene Ontology annotation, cellular component: transcription factor TFIID complex. Gene Ontology annotation, biological process: transcription initiation at RNA polymerase II promoter. The record is from RefSeq and is a predicted model, not a curated record.
CUUGUGUCUGUAAAAAGAAGCAGAAUAUGUUGAAAUAGUUUUGUAAACAAAAGUGCAAUACUUCAUUGCAAGUUGAAGAAAAUAGUAAGCUACAAAACUCAAAAUGGAUAAAGCCGAUUCCACACAGUCAUCCAAUCCACGACGCAAAAUCCUAAGCUUGGCGGUGUCACAAAUUUUAAUGGAAAAAGGUUUUGACACCGUUGACAAGGAGUGCCUGGAAACGCUUACUGAAAUGCUACAAAGCUUACUUGUGGAAGUGGGACAAUCAGCACGAAGUUUCUGUGAGCUUUCUGGACGCACCAUACCUGUAAUUGGUGAUGUGAUUGUAGCACUUGUCAACAUGGGCAUAUCACUUCAGGGUAUUGAAGCUUUUGCUAAGCGUGAUGGUCGUCAGAUCAUACCAAUGCCAUCACAAGCUUCGCAACAAAAGCAACUAAAUCUACUACAAGCGGGCACAAAAUCUUCACAUCCACCUCAUGUGCCCAACUAUUUGCCUGCAUUGCCCGACCCGCACGCAUAUGUGCGAACACCGACGCAUAAACAACCUGUGACAGAGUACGAAGCUAUACGUGAAAAAGCAGCUAACCAAAAAAGAGAUGUUGAAAAGGCUUUAACCAAAUUCCUGUCAAAAACAUCUGAAACGCACAGUCUUUUUGACAAUGAAGACAAUAUGUUUCCUUUAAUUGCCUGCAAACCCGCAUUCCCACCUUAUCUGGCCGCAUUGAAUCCCACAGAUCAAGUAUUUGAUUUCGAAGAGUUGGAAUAUCACUACUUGGUGGCAAAUCGUACGGAAGAUGUGACAUCCAAGGAUGACAAUGACGAAAAUGAAAGUGGUAACGAAGAUGAGGGUGAUGGAGAAAUAAAAGCUGAUACAAAAAGUGAAAAAGAUGUUAAGCCCGAAAAUGAAAUCAAGCCUAACUCAACGACCAAUAAAGCUAUUUUAGAAAAUCCAAACAUAGAUAAUCCAUAUCUAAGGGCAGCAACACUACCUAAACGAGCUAAACCAGAUCCCGCACUGCUUGUCGCCACUGCAACUGCUUCAUCGACAAGUAGUGGUGCGGGUAACUAGCCCUUAAUAUUUAUUUAUUUAAUGCGUUGAUAAAAGCAUAUAAUUUAGUACAAACAACAAAAACAAAUAUUUUCCUUUGCGAUCUUUUUUUUUUUACAUUUAAAAUGACGCCGUCACAUUUUGCUAAAUGACAGCUUAGGAAUUUCAAUCAGCUGUUAUUCUACCGGCAGGUGUUGUUUACAGUUACCGUACCGAAUUUGCGUACAAAAGAGUAAAAAAUUCCUUUAAUCAAAGGAUAGUUAUAUAUUUAAUAAAAAGUGAAGUAGAUUUUCCAACAA